Messenger RNA from Impatiens glandulifera, 1419 nucleotides. RefSeq names its product WRKY transcription factor 44. The transcript has 6 exons. The record is from RefSeq and is a predicted model, not a curated record. Bases 166 to 1245 code for a protein of 359 amino acids. NCBI's taxonomy places the organism in Eukaryota, Viridiplantae, Streptophyta, Magnoliopsida, Ericales, Balsaminaceae. Gene Ontology annotation, molecular function: DNA-binding transcription factor activity; sequence-specific DNA binding. Gene Ontology annotation, biological process: regulation of DNA-templated transcription.
CAGCUUUUCUCCUUUCUCUAGAUUCAAAGUUCUUUAAAAAAAAAAGCUCAAAUCUUUGGGUUCUCUGCUUCUUUGGAUAUACCCACAUAUUCUAAAGACAAAUCCGAAGUGGGUUCCAAAACAAGUGACAAAAAGACUCAUAAUUUCAAGAUUCUGGUAUUGAAAAUGAAGAUCAAAGAAUCAGAAAGGGUAGUGGUAUCUAAGCCAGUUGCUUCAAGACCUAUUUGUUCAAAUUUCAGAUCUUUUACAGAACUUCUUGCUGGAGCCAUUGAUUCUUCCCCACCUUCUGAUCAUGUGAUUCCUAUUCCUGCCAUUAGACCAAAGACAGUCAGGUUAUCAGUCUCUUCUUCUUCAAAGAUUCAGCCUGAGUUUUCAGGAGCUAAUGUUGUUCACAAACCGUUGGCUAAAGUCUUGUCGAAAACAAACUUUUCAUUCUCCACUAACAUGGGAAGUAGUUUCAAUGGUAAUAAUACUCAAAUUCCAACUCCAUCUCCAAGUUACCAGAAUCAAGAUCAAUCCAAAUCAUUGGAGAGUUUGGAAGAUGGCGAGGGUAAAACAUCGUGUACACUAACUACUACGACUGAUCGUCCCUCUAACGACGGUUAUAAUUGGAGAAAAUAUGGUCAGAAACAGGUUAAAGGAAGUGAAUUUCCGAGGAGUUACUAUAAGUGCACUCACCCGAAUUGCCCGGUUAAGAAAAAGGUGGAAAGGUCAUUAGAAGGUAGUGUAACCGAAUUCGUGUACAAAGGCGAACAUAACCACUCGAAACAGAAGCUUCAAAACCGCAAUUCAUUAGAACAUGGAUUAAUUGAUGAGGGUAAUAAGAAGAGAAAGGAAGGCUUGGGAAAUCAGAAUGAGCAGGCUCAUCAAACCGGUUUGGGGACUCCAGAGAAUUCUUUCUGCCCGAGUGGGGAUUGUGAAGAAACCGAGCCCAAGGAAAACCGAAGAAGAAAAAACGAAAGUCUUGAGUGUAGCAAAGGGUAUUCGAUUGUUCAAAAUUCGCCCGAUCCUGAUGUUGCGGGCGAUGGCUUUCGCUGGAGAAAAUAUGGACAGAAAAUUGUGAAGGGAAGUUCAUAUCCAAGGAGUUAUUAUAGAUGCACAAACGCUAAUUGCAACAUGCGCAAAUACGUAGAAAGGUCAUCGGACGAUCCGACAGCUUUUGUUACUACUUACGAGGGAAAGCACAAUCACGACGCGCCGACUACAAGCUCGAGAGCCUCCAAAUCCACCGCAGCAGACAAAUAAUGAAUGAAUUAAGACAUAUGACAUAAGCUUAUUUAUUCUAUCAUGAAUUAUUAACAUGUUAGCUAAUAGAGUUUUUUUUUUAUAUCUUUUGUUGUUAUUUUCUUGGCUUACCAACAACACUUUAAUAAUAUGUUAUAAUCAAGUGAAAUUAAUUUGAUGGACUAAUAUACUAUU